UUCUGAGAGGCGUCUCGACCUGCCAGGGCUCCUAAAUAGAUCUGAUACUGAAGGAAAGAGAAGGUUGAAUGGCGCCCAGGACCGCAGCGGUGAGGCUGAGUGAAGCGGCUCAGAGAGGACCAGCCUGAGCAUCCGGGAGGGCUUUGUUAUUACCUCCUCCCCUCCUCUCCUCUCUCUCUCCUCCCACCCUCCCUCCACAUAUAUUACACAGGUAAGACACCCGUCCUCCCCUCAGCUGUGUGCCUCCCCCUCCCCACCCACCCCCAUGUGGACAACGCUUCUCGCCGAGAAGGAAGGAAGGAAGGAAGGAGAGAAGGAGGGAGGGUUGCGACUCGCUUUGGGGGAAAGGCGCACAUUACGCACGGGGCCUCCGAGGAACGUUAUGGUCGUGUUUUUUCUGGGAACAUGGAGGAGGAAGCUUGAAGCACCGCUCACGACAGUGGCUUUGACAGCCAUUGUUUACCAAAGACGUCACCCUUCCAGUGGAUAAAAAAAAAAAACGGAGCAUUUAAACAAACAACAACAACAACAGCCAGCCAGCAAGAAGCAGCAAGCAAGCAAGAAAGCAAGCAAGCAGCCAGAUGUGGCCGCAUCGGCGACGCGCAACAUUGUAGCGAGACUCCGCCGCCGCCGCCGUUUUGACGCGUCCGAGCGCUACAUUGUUUCAGAGUUUCCACGUUGCUGGGUCAGCGGUGGUUGGUGCCUCCUCCUCCUUUCCUCCUCCUCGUUCCUCUUCCUCCCCUCCUUCCAUCCACCUGGCCACUCAUCCGCCAUGUCGCAGGGUCAGAACUUCCUCCCCAAAUUCCUGUUUGUCUCCAACCUGCUGAAGGCGGUGAAGAUCCGCCAGCGAGUGCCCAACGACGUGGUGAAGCCGGCUGCCGGCAGCGGCCUGAUGCACCACCUGCGCGGGAUGCACCGGUACACGCUGGAGAUGAUCGCCAUGAACCACUUCCCGCAGGCCUUCAGGGAGGUGGUCCAGGCCGCCAUCCUGGACCGGGCCAUGCAGGCCUCGCUGGAGCAGGAGAAGAAGCUCAACUGGUGUCGGGAGGUGAAGAAGAUGGUGCCCUUACGUACCAAUGGUGAUGGGAACUGUUUGCUGCACGCGACCUCUCAGUACAUGUUGGGCGUUCAGGACACCGACCUGGUGCUUCGGAAAGCCCUCCAUGGUGUUUUGAAAGAGACGGACACUGGCGUCUUCAGAGCUCGCUUCCAGGCGGAGCUGCUCCAGUCCCAGGAGUUCACACAGACCGGACUCCGAUACACCACAAUGAACUGGGAAGAGGAGUGGGAAAAGAUCGUGAAGAUGGCGUCUCCGGUCUCCAGUAGCAACGGCCUCCAGUUUGACUCUCUGGAGGACAUUCACAUCUUUGUCCUCUCCAACAUUCUCCGCCGACCCAUCAUCGUCAUCGCAGACCAGGUGGUCAGGAGUAUGAAAUCUGGCUCCUCCAUCUCUCCUCUGAAUGUGGGAGGGAUUUAUCUGCCACUACACUGGCCGCCCACAGAGUGCUACAAAUACCCAAUAGUGCUCGGCUACGACUCCCAGCACUUUGCACCCCUCAUCACCAUCAAAGACAGCGGUCCAGAGAUCCGAGCAGUGCCGCUGAUCAACCCAGGGCGAGGGGGCUUUGAGGAGCUGAAGGUUCACUUCCUGAUGGAGAAAGAACAGCAACAGAAGGAGCGGCUUCUCAAGGACUACCUGCUGCUGAUAGAGAUCCCCGUCAUCGGUUUAGGCUACGACACCACGCGGAUCAUCAAUGCUGCACGGCUGGAUGAGGGCAACCUCCCUGAAGACAUGAACCUGAUGGAGGACUACCUGCAGCUUGUCAACCACGAGUACCAGCGCUGGCAGGAGGACAAGGAGCAGGCGUGGGCCGCCCAGCCGCAGCGCCCGCCGCCCUUCUCCGUCUCCCAGCUCUCCCUCAUCGAGAUCCGGUGCGCCACACCACGAUGCACCUUCUACGUCUCCGUGGACACCCAGCCUCACUGCCACGAGUGCUUCGAGAAGCGACAGGCCACUACCGGCGGAGGAAUGAGGAUAGAAGGGGUCGUGCAGAAAGGGGGAGGGGUGCAAGGUGGUGUAGGAGUCAUUGGGGGAUCGGAGGCUGAGGUGAGCUCCAGAGGAGCCCGAGGCAGCAGCCCCCCGUCCUCCACAUGUGGGAGAGCGGUGGUGAUAUCCAGCCCUCGCUCUGCACCACCCACCGCUCCCAGCCUCAGCCUGUACAGUGAAACUCACGCCAUGAAGUGCAAGACACCCGGCUGCCUCUUCACCCUUAGCGUGCAGCACGAUGGACUUUGCGAGCGCUGCUUCAACUCCAGGCAGAACCAUGGACCCCCCGGAGUUGGAACCGCUGCCCCAGGACUCCCGGGCCCCACCGGGGGGCCUACAGUCCCCCACCCGGCCCAGGGCACCGGCUGGACCCAGUGGGGGGGCCGCGAGACAGAGACAGAGACAGAGCGCUGCAGCAUGUGCAGACAGGAGGCGUUCAGGAUAUUCAACGGCCUGUGUCCACCCUGCAUGCAGAGACAGCAGACUCCAGAGAGGGGACAGCCGCAGCAGAACAACCCCAGGACCGAGGCCUCCUCCUCAGCUUGGACCCAGGCCCGGGACUCGGAGCGGCCGUGCCUCACCAUAACCCCGGGACACACCUCGGCCUGGCAAGCCCCUCUGGCCCGGCCUUGUAAAAGAUCCGGCUGCCAGUUUUUUGGGACGCCAGAGAAGCUGGGUUUCUGCACUAUUUGCUACGUAGACUAUCAGACCAACCACCACAUGACCCCUCCCGCUGCACCGGUCCAGAGCCGGCAUGGUGUGGAGGCCGGCUUCCAGAACGCCUCCCGGUGUCGAGGGCCGGGGUGUGGUGCAGUUGGCAAGGCGAUGCUGGAGGGCUACUGCGACAAGUGCUACGUCAAAGAGCAAAGCACACGGCUCAACCAAGUAGCAAAUCACACCCCCUCCCCUCCUCUGGUCAUGCGUGAACGAGCAGCCAAACCCAGAUCUUCACAGCAAUCCCAGACCCAGACCCAGACCCAGACUCAGACUCAGUGCCGGCGGAGCGGCUGCAGUAAUGUGUCCCCGGGUUGCACAGACCUCUGCCCCGAGUGCCACACGCGUGGCCAGGGCCGAGAGGCGGGCAGACGGGCGCAGGCGCCCAAAGAAAAGUCCAAGCAGCGGUGCAGGACGCAGGGCUGCGACCACUACGCCAACCAAGAGAAACAGGGCUACUGCAACGAGUGCGACCACUUCAAACAGAUCUAUCGCGGCUGACCACAUACGCACACCCGCGCAAACCCACGAUGAUGACACGUCGCUAGCACGCUAGAGCUGCUGCCCUGCUGUCGGCGCCCCAUGCCAGUCAAUGCACCUCUGAUACUAACUAACCAACUAACUAACUAACUAGCUAGUGACUAACUAGUAACCUUAUGGCCUGAAAAUCAAACCCCCCAUGUAGAAUGUGAAGAGAGAGUGUGUGUACG
Anoplopoma fimbria (sablefish) is the source of this 3471-nucleotide messenger RNA. RefSeq names its product tumor necrosis factor, alpha-induced protein 3 (gene tnfaip3). Gene Ontology annotation, molecular function: K63-linked polyubiquitin modification-dependent protein binding; DNA binding; zinc ion binding. Gene Ontology annotation, biological process: positive regulation of Wnt signaling pathway; cytoskeleton organization; protein K33-linked deubiquitination. Lineage: Eukaryota; Metazoa; Chordata; Actinopteri; Perciformes; Anoplopomatidae. Gene Ontology annotation, cellular component: nucleus; cytoplasm. The record is from RefSeq and is a predicted model, not a curated record.